Messenger RNA from Notothenia coriiceps (black rockcod), 2982 nucleotides. It is a transcript of the gene lars2, whose product is annotated as leucyl-tRNA synthetase 2, mitochondrial. Bases 147 to 2825 code for a protein of 892 amino acids. Gene Ontology annotation, molecular function: leucine-tRNA ligase activity; aminoacyl-tRNA deacylase activity; ATP binding. Gene Ontology annotation, biological process: leucyl-tRNA aminoacylation; mitochondrial translation. The transcript has 22 exons. Lineage: Eukaryota; Metazoa; Chordata; Actinopteri; Perciformes; Nototheniidae. Gene Ontology annotation, cellular component: mitochondrion. The record is from RefSeq and is a predicted model, not a curated record.
CUGUGGCGAAGUCGUGAUCCCAGAAAUAGGUCAUGUAUAGCUCAUUUAAAACAUGAAUACGACAUAAAUAACGUGGACUAUUGGAUGUAUGUCUACACGAUCAUAACGCGGAAUUAAAGGACCUGGAAAUAAAACAGUGAGGAAGCAUGCAGGCGUCAGUGAGAAGGCUGGCUCUGGUUCCCCUGGGUGCCGCCCGGUCCGGCCUGAUAAGAGGAGCUCUCCUGAGCCCCGCGGCCCGCCUCCUCCCCCCCAGCACCCGCACCCUGCUCAGUGAGACAGGAGAGUGGGAGAAGGACUACAAAACAGAGACCCGACGCAAGGUGGAAGAAUGGUGGCACCCACGAAUUAUGGCACAGUGGAGGAAGGAUGAACUGAAGGAGAGUUCAGAGAAGAAGAAGUUUUAUGUCCUCUCCAUGUUUCCGUACCCUUCGGGGCGACUGCACAUGGGCCACGUGCGAGUGUAUACCAUCAGCGACACCAUCGGACACUUCCAGAGAAUGAGAGGCCAUCAGGUGUUGAAUCCGAUGGGUUGGGAUGCUUUUGGACUUCCGGCCGAAAAUGCAGCCAUUGAGCGAGGUCUCGACCCAGAGGAGUGGACUAAGAGUAAUAUCCAGUCCAUGCGGGAGCAGCUGGACAGCCUCGGGCUUUGCUUCAACUGGGACCGGGAAGUCACCACUUGCCUUCCAGACUACUACAGGUGGACACAGUAUCUGUUUGUCAAGCUCUUUGAAGCAGGACUGGCAUAUCAGAAAGAGGCGGUGGUGAACUGGGACCCUGUGGAUCAGACGGUGCUGGCUGAUGAGCAGGUGGAUGAAAAUGGUCGCUCCUGGAGAUCUGGCGCCCUGGUGGAGCAGAAGCUGCUCACACAAUGGUUCAUCAAGACUACAAACUAUGCCAAGCCGCUGCUGGACGCCCUGGCCGACCUGCCGGAGUGGUACGGUGUCAAAGCCAUGCAGGCGAACUGGAUUGGAGAGUGCACCGGCUGCUACUUCGAUUUCAAACUCAAGGUGAACGGGGAGGACACGGGGGAGACCCUAUCUGCCUACAGCUCCUCUCCAGAGUCUGUGUUCGGAGCAGCCUACCUUUCCGUCCUGCCCUCCCACAGACUGCUGCACGGUAGCAGCGCAGUCCGCUCGGCCCUUGAGAAAUCCUUCCAGCCAGGCAGAGACUCCCUUACAGAAGUCACCGCUCACAACCUGUUCACCGGCCACGAGGUUCCCCUGGUCAUCUCACACAAAGAGGUGUUUGAUGCCUAUCUGGAUACCGUGAUCGGUAUCCCAGACUGCAGUGAGGAGGAUCUUUCUGUGGCCAGAGCUCUGAACCUGAGCUGGACGACAGUGCUGAAAAGUGACGAAGAGGGGAACCAAACUCUGAUCAACUCUGAUGAGUUCUCAGGACUCUCUAGAGAGCAAGCAUUUGACUCCAUUACCCAGAAGGCCAGAGAGCAGAAGACGGGCGGACACCUCACCAGCUCCAAGCUACGGGACUGGUUGAUAUCAAGGCAGCGAUACUGGGGCACACCCAUCCCCGUGGUGCAUUGUGGAUCUUGUGGUCCAGUUGCUGUUCCUGAGGAGGAGUUACCUGUUACGUUACCAAAGCUGCCGUCUCUCAAAGGAAAGGGCGCUUCACCGCUGGAGGAAGCUCACGACUGGGUCAACUGCAAGUGUCCCAGAUGUAAAGGCCCAGCCAGGAGGGAGACUGACACCAUGGACACGUUUGUUGACUCGGCUUGGUAUUACUUCAGAUACACAGACCCUCAUAACACAGACAGGUACCGGCGGCUCUCCGCCUCUUUGAAAGUCUGGCCCUUGAUCAGACCCUGGACCAGCAGUUUCCGAAAAGGCUCCCUAAAGGAAAUGGAAACGGAAGUGACAGAGGAAGCGAGCGUAGUACAAGUGCAUGACAGCAUGCUCCUUCCCUCCGAUGUAAACGUCCACAGGAAGCCAGUGAUCCGCGAGCUGCCGCUCAAAAGGCCUGGAGAGGAAGAGCAAGGUAUCGCUGCCAUCCCAGCAGGUGACAUCCAUAGCUCCAUAAUCUCUAUUGGCAGGGAAUACAAGUUCCAGAAAGCCCACAUUAUAGCACUGCUGAAACCUGGGAAAGAUCCAUCCGCUCCCAAGAACUUCAGACCAAUCUCACUUUUGAGCCACACCUACAAACCGGACGCACUCCCCGGGGUUCUGCGCUGGCAGUCUCGGCUCUGGCAGCUGGUGACCAAACUGAGGGGGGCUCGACAACUCGCAGAUCCCCCCAGUCCCUCCCUGCUGAAGAAGAAAGAGCUGGCAGAGACAAAGAAGAUCUGGUCGAACAAGAAUUACGCUAUUGAAGAGGUGACAUCUCACUUCACAGAGGAGUUCCUCUUCAACGCUGCCAUCUCUCGGCUAAUGGGACUUACCAAUACACUGAGUAGUGCGACAGUCAGGGUGGUGCAGCACAGCGUGGAGUUUGAGGAAGCUCUGGCGGCGCUGGUUAUGAUGACAGCACCCAUGGCUCCUCACCUGGCUUCUGAACUUUGGGCAGGUCUUUGUCAAGUGGAGAACCCCCUCAGCCCCAUCCUGCAGCGUGGAGGAGACGUCCUGCAACAGGUCUGGCCAACUGUAGACCCCGAGUACCUGGAGGUCCCUGACUUUGUGGAGCUGUCUGUACUGAUUAACAACAAGGCCUGUGGGACAGUGACCGUGCCUCUGCAGGUGUCCAAAGAUUCGAAGCGAGUGCAGCAGCUUAUCUUGGAGAGCCCGUUGGUGCAGAAGCAUCUUGGCGGGCGCAGCAUCAAGAGAGCCAUCCUCUCCCCCAGGACCGCCCUCGUCAACCUCCUCAUUGACGAGUGAUGUUCUGAUGUUCACUGCCACAAAAGGCGCAAACGAGGUGGACCUUUUUAAAAAUUAAGACAAAAGUGAAAGUCAGUUUAAAUUACUUUGAUGUAAAUAUGUCUAAAGAUUUUUGUAUUUAUUCUUUCCAGUUUUUAUUAAAGAAAUACAAAAAGCA